AUGACGUGGGGUAUGUUCGCACGUGAUCAAGCUCCUGACUCAAGCAGACCACUGCAAAAUCUGUAUGGCGUACAUCCGUUCUAUUUGGCUCUAGAAAAUGACGGCAACGCGCACGGGGUACUCAUCUGGAAUAGCAAUGCACAGGAAGUGACGCUUGGCCCAGGACCGCAUCUCGUCUAUCGAACUAUCGGCGGCAUGCUCGAUAUCACAUUUUUCCCCGGUCCAACGCCAGAGGAUGUCAUCCGACAGUAUCUCAGUUACAUUGGAAAGCCCUAUCUUCCAGCCUAUUUUGCACUUGGCUUUCAGGUACUACGGCAGAUAUCACAAAUUUGA
This is a messenger RNA of Gongylonema pulchrum, 333 nucleotides long. Lineage: Eukaryota; Metazoa; Nematoda; Chromadorea; Rhabditida; Gongylonematidae. The record is from the annotation of a GenBank genome assembly.